Molecule: messenger RNA, 3090 nt
Organism: Clonostachys rhizophaga
Lineage: Eukaryota; Fungi; Ascomycota; Sordariomycetes; Hypocreales; Bionectriaceae
Source: the annotation of a GenBank genome assembly
AUGACCAAAUCAGAGCCCACGACACCGAACCAGCCGAUUCCUCCCAAGGAGUCUUGGAGCAAUGGCCUCCUCCACGGGCUCAGGAAGAAGGUCCUCCAUCGCAACUCCAAGAGCCAGUCGUUGUUUUCAUCAUCUGGUGAUCAAACCCCAACUGCGUCCGGCAGCAACAAUACUUCGCAAUUCCUUGCUUCGCCGGUACAAGCGACACCUCCGAUCAGUCCUCAUCAGUUCCAGUACCCAUAUCCAUACUCGCCUAUUCCACCCGGCCCUCCAAGUCUGAGGCAAGCCGACAUCGACCGCUUCGAAGGUUUUCAACAGCAACUGCCUCCUCCGACCCAAGCCAAUCCCAAUGGACCGCUUUCAAUGUGCUUUGCCGUUGACGUCUCAGGCAGCACUCGAGGUCGGGUCCUACGAGAGGAACAGGCAGCCAUCGAUGAGCUGGGAAGUGCUCUGACCAAGGGCGGACAGUUCUCCAAGGAUGAGGCAUGGAUCUUACCUUGGGAUGACAGAGCACACUCCCGUCGCCCGUUGAACGGCGCCAUGAGCCUCGUCUCCGGAGCUGGGACACGUCCGUCGGCCGUCAUCAACGAUGCCAUUCACAAAUACACCCUCCAGAAUUCAGGUCUCUGGUGUCUGAUGACAGACGGUUACAUCGACAAGCUCGAGGUGCAGAGCUUUGCCAACGCGAUCCCAAGAGCCGGCAUCCACGGCACCGCAUGCAUCAUCGUCACAUUCGGCUGGUACCAGCGGUCGCCCUUCGAGUGCAACGUGUCGGUCGGCAUGUCAGUCUUCGCCGUCGCUCCGCACUGCCUGUUUCUCUACCACGGGAUCCAGGACAGCAAAGUGUACGUCUUCCAGGCCAAGGGCUGCUUCGAGAAGCUAUUGCCUGAGGACAAGCGCUUCGUCGCGUUCAACGCAUCUACGCAAUGGCGAGACCUGCACUCUGUCUCCUAUGAUGAGGUGGCCCAGGUGCAGGUGCCUCGGCCGAUCAAGCUAUCCGUAGACUCUGUUCUGCUUCCCUCGGGUAAAACAUUUGACAUGCGAUCCAUCUACGACAACAGUGUCUCUCAACAAGAUCAGAUGGAUCUGCUAGCCGAUUAUUCAUCUCUCGAUGUCGUUCUCCUCGCUGCCAAGACGAGGGGAAAGAGCGCUGCGGUGAAGAACUGGGCGGAGAAGGCUCGUAAGGAUAAUGAAUCCAGGCAGCCGAAGUCAAUUAAUUGUGAAGACUUGAAUGGGAAGGGCACCUCUCAACUAAAGAAGCUUAUCACCCUCAUCACGAGUUCAGACGACCCAGAUGCCUUCUGGGACAUGCUUCGAAGCGAGGCGUCUUCAAACAAGCCGCAGAUCGAGUCGCUCAAGAAAGAACUCAGGUGGCAGCAUAAGGUCAACUGGGACACGUUUGAGAAUAAAGUCCGCGAAGAGGCCGAGCUGCCCGGGAAGGUGAACAUGGCCUUCGAUGAGGUAUUGACUGCCAUCUCAACCUACGAGACAAAAGCCAACCAAGACACACCCGCCGCGCUCACCCCCUUGUCUUCGCCCAUGCCCACAUCACCACCCUUUGAUCCCAAUGAUGCAUCCGAUGACGAUGAUGCUGGAACCCCACGCCUUUAUUCCAAUCAAUACGUCCCUCCUCCCGCUCCAACGAGCCCCAACAUGCCACGCAUGAGCCCCCUUUCACCAUCGGCGGGCCCCGUGUUCCAGCAAUACAACGGCUUCGUUCAUCCAUCUGCAAUGUUCAACCCUGGUACCGGACCACCUGUUAUAGGCCCCUCUCACGUUUUGCGAUCGCCUCCCAUGAGUCCCGGAAACAUCCCUCCCUCCAGCUACGCCAUGACAUUCCUGUCAGAUUUCACAGAUCCUUCGCCUCCCAGAUAUCCUUCACAGAACCGCGGCCAAAACUACAGUACCUGUUUACUCUGCGGCAAAGAAUCAUCCCUUCAAACCUUGCUACUCCAGUCAAACCCCACGACAGAGGGCACCCGGAAUCUGCCAGCUCCAAACACCCGCUCUGGCCAUCGGUAUCCGCUAGUGCUGGGGAGCUACGCCGAGACCGACGUCGUCCUCCCCAUGGUAUGCUGCGACGGGUGUGCCUUUCUCUUCCUCCGCGCCGGCGAACUCCCCAACGGAGGGGGCCGAGUCGCUGCCGCCCUGCCUCUGGUCCAGCUGCACGUGUCUUCCAACCGGAAGAAGUGGGUUGAGACCCUCAGCGCUGUGUACGAUCACCGCUUCAGCGAUCGGAUCGUCCUGCUCGUCUUCCUGUCCACGCUCUGCUCCACCAUCGAGGACAUUGCCGAGAGUAACGACGCGGGUGUCCAGCGCGUCCGGGAGUCUCUUGAGUGGUGCUGCAGGGCCAUCUCCCGCCUCUCUGGUGUCUCUACACUGGCUGGCCUUACACCUGUGGGCAGUCCCCUGACUGGCAUGAUUGACGAGAGGAUGCCCAUGCAGGACACGAUCCGCCUGGCGUUCUCCAAUGUGGGGAUCAAGCCGACGGCCACGGAGUCGCCGCUGCUUGGCUACCCGAUCCAUGGGUUUGUCACCCUCGUUAGGCUUGCUUCCCUAUUCGAUACCAUCGAAGCUUCAGAGAUUGAGCUGUUUGUUUGGAAGAGGCUCUGUCAUUAUCUUGUGGAACAGCAUUCCCACAUGCAAGCCAGGAUCGGGGUCUCCGAGGCGAACGACAAGCUAAAUGCCUUCCUAUUCGACGGCUCUGCUCGGGACAAGGCUACGCUAUCCGACGGCAGGACGGCGCGAUCAGUCUGCCACAUGAGUGACCUGAUGAGCACGCAUCUGCUAAACCAAGACGCAGUCGAUCAAUUCCAUCGGAUGGAGGACUAUUUUGGCAUGAUGCAGAGCGCGAGCAGCAACUACAAAAACGCGCUGGCCGUCUUUCUACACAUCUUCAACGAGGGUCUCAAGAACCAAACACGGGUUACUAAUGCCGCCGAGUUCUUCAUCCAGUUGAGAUACCGGGCAGAUAAGCUUGUGCUGCGGAACGGGUCGCUGAAUAACAUCGUGGAGGAGCCAAAGGCGACUGAUGAGGCUAUGGCUGUUGGGUCGAUUGAUCUAAUCUACAAGCUGGAUAACUUAGACUGA